Messenger RNA from Drosophila bipectinata, 2143 nucleotides. It is a transcript of the gene CBP, whose product is annotated as sarcoplasmic calcium-binding protein. Gene Ontology annotation, molecular function: calcium ion binding. Lineage: Eukaryota; Metazoa; Arthropoda; Insecta; Diptera; Drosophilidae. The record is from RefSeq and is a predicted model, not a curated record.
AAACGAAGAAGAAGAAGAAGAAGAAGAGCGAAGAGCAUAGCAGUGUAAUGCGCAAAAACCUUUUUUUUAGUGAGACUCCUCCAAAAACCGGUUACUAACUGCAGCCAGCUACUAAAAAAAGGUUGCCACCACCAACCAAAAGACAACAAAAACAAAAAUAAACAAAAAAAAUCGAAGAAAACCGUUGCAAUUUUAUGCAGUGUUGGCCAAGAAGUGAAUUUUUAGUGAAAUUUUGAACUGUUAGUGAAGAAAAAAAAAACGGUAAAAUAAAGCCAAAUUGUAGAACACUGAAAAAAAAAACAUGGCCUUCUCCAUUGUGAGCCGCAAUAUUUUGCGCACUUCGAGAGAAAUUCUGGAACGCAACAUGGCCGCAACUGUAGGCGCUCUCCAUCAGCCCGCCUCCCCGCCCUCCCACAACAACCAACACCAACACCAUAACGACUGCCAUCGACUUCAGUUAAAUGGUCUGGGACUAAUUUGCAUAAAUGGCGUUCACAAGCUGUUGUGGCAUCAAAUGCCCACCGCGACUGUCUCCACCGUCCGCCACUAUUCGAAGAAAGCCGGAGCGGCCAAGUUGAGGCGUGAGGUGGAAAGCGAUUCCGAUUCCGAUUCGGAUGAUGAAUUUGAGCGUCGUCGCCAAAAGCUCAGCUCUAAGAGAAGUGAACGGGGCGACUCUGCUUUCUGGCGUCGUAAGAUGCGCACUUUACACCGCAUCCUGGAUGUGAAUCACGAUGGUGUCGUCUCGUACGAUGACUUUAAUUUGCUGGCCAAACGCUUUAAUGAUCUGGGCCAUCUGACCCCGGAGGUCGCCGCCGAGUUCAACGAUGUCAUCAAGCAGACAUGGGAAGAACAGUUUGGAGAGAUCACCCCCUACAAUCUGGUAACUGCCGAGCAGUUCCUAACCGAUCUUCACCAUCGUCUCAAUGAUAAGAAAAUGGCUAAGCGUAUCGGUCGCUUCCUACCCUAUCUGUUUAAGGCUGUGGACUUUGAUCACACUGGCCACCUGGAUCUCGAACAAUAUAAGCUCUUCUUCCGCUGUCUGGGACUGACUGAAGACGAUGCUGCCGUUUCCUUCGCUGUGAUAGACAAGAACGGCGAUGGCCAAUUGUCGCUCAAGGAGUUUGUACAUUUGGGCCGUCAGUUCUUUUUGACCGAAGACGAUACUAAGAUAUCGAAAAUGUUCUGGGGUCCGUUGGUAAAUGAUCAUUGACGGGAUGAAGUCACUGCUGUAGAUCACAAGUAUAAUAAUAAUAAUAAUAAUCAAACUACAAUCCACAAUCAUUCGUAUCCGUAUCCGUAUCCGUAUCAAUAUAAUCAAGUCCAAAAACGAUUAUCAGACCGAUGCAACACCAAUAAUAACAUCAGCAAUAAGCCAAUGCUAAAAACAACAUCAAGAAACUUUAAACAGAUAACGACUAACAGUAAUUCGUGGCCAAAUCGUGUGCAGGCGGCAUACGAUAGUUGGUCCAAUCUACAGCAUGUGGCGACGCAUAUAUCGGGAACGAAAACCAACAGCAUCAGACUCAGACCAACCACUAGCACUACCACCACCAUGAUCGUUGUCAGGAAUAUGAGCAUUUACGACUAUUUACGUCAACACUUUUCGGCCAAGCGCCAACGUUGCAUCUACGAAGCCCAUGAAACGCCCCGGAACUUCCCAUCGCCCAAGUUACGGAAACAUAACUAUAGUAGCUACCAAAAGGAGCGGGAGAGGGAGCGGGAGAAGCAGAAGGAGAGAGAUCAUGAACGCAAAUCCAAGGGGUCAGGAUCCAAUUCAUCCAUGGAGGAUUACGACAUAAGAUUCUUUUUCUAUCUUAAUUCGCUUAUAUUGUUUACGAUGUCCUGCAAACAGUACGAGGGCGAUGACCUCAAGAACUUCAUAUGCGAUCGAAUUCGAAAGUUCGAUCGAUUGCGCAGGAAGGCGCGAAAGCGUCGAAAGCGAAGGCAUAAGCAAGCAGAGCUGAGCGUUUCCUAGGUUCCUAAGCUGUCAACUAAAAUUUUUUAUGUUAAGCCUACACACACAUAUAUAUUAGUAUUUUUUUUUGGCUAUUUAAGAGUAACACUUAACUGAUAUAUAUACAUAUAACCGAAUGCAUUGUAAAACAGCUAAAACUGAUUUUAAAAUGUAGCACAUGAUAAUUAA